Parus major (Great Tit) is the source of this 4629-nucleotide messenger RNA. RefSeq names its product mitogen-activated protein kinase 4 (gene MAPK4). The record is from RefSeq and is a predicted model, not a curated record. Lineage: Eukaryota; Metazoa; Chordata; Aves; Passeriformes; Paridae. Gene Ontology annotation, cellular component: cytoplasm; nucleus. Gene Ontology annotation, biological process: protein phosphorylation; intracellular signal transduction; cell surface receptor signaling pathway. The transcript is spliced from 7 exons. Bases 992 to 2734 code for a protein of 580 amino acids. Gene Ontology annotation, molecular function: MAP kinase activity; ATP binding.
CCCCAAGCGGUUUCAUGAGCUGGGUCCCGCCGGGAGACAAGGCCUGUCACCACGUCUGGGCUCUGCUGGGCCACUCAGCCCCUCCACGGCUGAUUGACUCAGGGACAGAUGGGUGGCUUUCCCACACUGCCUAAAGCCCCUGUGAGUGUCAGCAAGUUCUUCUUUGUUUUCUGUUCUUUCUGUGAGCUAAUGAGCGUUGUCUGAUUUUUCUUUCUCCUUUUAUUUUUUUUUCCUGAGUGUAUUUUGGCCUGUCUGCAAUUGCCCUAGCUGUUAAGGAGGAGAAUUCCUGUUUUCCUGAGCGAGGUUUGGGCAGCAGAGCUGGCUUUGCAGAGCUGGGUGAUGCUGCUCUGCUUGUUUACAGUGCAUGGGAAAACUGUGUGUUUUGCUGCUGGUCACGCCAGGAUUUGGGGUCGUUUUGUGCUGUUUCCCUUCGGUUUGUCUUUUCCCUCUGGCUUCUCCCACAGGCUCGUGAGGAUUUUGCCCUCCUUCUGUGGCUGUGCUGCUUGUGCUGCUUGGUGCCUUCUGGCUUUUGGCUGGUGGCACAUCUGCUCACCUUGCUGACGAGUUCCGUGGUUCCUGGUAUUAAAGGCAACUUGAUGAGGAGUGAGGCUGGACCUGCUGCGGGGUGACGGGGCUGUGCAGUGCGGGGAGCUCCUCGGGAUGCUGUAGCCAUCAGACCGCCCUCGGCUCCACCCGGGAAAGGCACACAGCAGGAAGGAGCUGGAUCUGCAAACCUGGAAACCCUCUGAGCUGGAAAAAGCCUGGGUUUAGUCCUGCAGAGCAGCGGCUGCCGUGGGGCUCUGUGUGUGCUGGUUCGUUUUCACCCCGUGUCCUCUUGAAGUGACGGGCUCAGAGUGAGACCCCUCCCCAGCCAUCUGUAAGUAAUAAUGAGGGCCUUGAUUUCCAACUGCGUUUUUGACCUGGCGGCCCUGGGCCUCUGCCGGCUCUUGGCGUGACGGGGGCGGAGGAGCGGGACGGGCCAGAGCGCGCCAUGGCCGAGAAGUGCGACUGCAUGGCCAGCAUGUACGGCUACGACCUGGGCUGCCGCUUCGUCAACUUCCGCCCGCUGGGCUUCGGGGCCAACGGGCUGGUGCUGUCGGCCCUGGACAGCCGCAGCUGCCGCAAGGUGGCCGUGAAGAAGCUGACGCUGGGCGACGCGCGCAGCAUGAAGCACGCCUUCCGCGAGAUCAAGAUCAUCCGCCGCCUCGACCACGAGAACAUCGUCAAGGUCUACGAGGUGCUGGGCCCCAAGGGCGCCAACCUGCGCGGCGACUUCUUCAAGUUCAACAUGGUGUACAUCGUGCAGGAGUACAUGGAGACGGACCUGGCGCGGCUGCUGGAGCAGGGCAAGCUGGCCGAGGAGCACGCCAAGCUCUUCAUGUACCAGCUGCUGCGCGGGCUCAAGUACAUCCACUCCGCCAACGUCCUGCACCGUGACCUCAAGCCGGCCAACAUCUUCAUCAGCACGGAGGACCUGGUGCUGAAGAUCGGUGACUUCGGCCUGGCCAGGAUCGUGGAUCAGCACUACUCGCACAAGGGUUACCUGUCCGAAGGCUUGGUGACGAAGUGGUACCGCUCCCCCCGUCUCCUCCUGUCGCCCAACAACUACACCAAAGCCAUUGACAUGUGGGCAGCGGGCUGCAUCCUGGCCGAGAUGCUGACUGGGAGGAUGCUCUUUGCCGGGGGCCACGAGCUGGAGCAGAUGCAGCUGAUCCUGGAGACAAUCCCUGUGAUCCACCAGGAGGACAAGGAGGAGCUGCUGAAGGUGAUGCCCAUGUUCAUCAACAGCACCUGGGAGGUGCGGAAGCCGCUGCGCAAGCUGCUGCCCGAGGUGGACAGCGAAGCUAUUGAUUUUCUGGAGAAAAUACUGACGUUUAACCCCAUGGAUCGCUUAACGGCCGAGAUGGGGCUGCAGCACCCCUACAUGAGCCCCUACUCCUGCCCCGAGGACGAGCCGGUGUCCCAGCACCCGUUCCGCAUCGAGGACGAGAUCGAUGACAUCCUGCUGAUGGAAGCCAACCAGAGCCAGAUGUCCAACUGGGACAGGUACCACAUCAGCCUCUCCUCCGACCUGGACUGGAGGCACGACAAGCAGCACGAGAUGGACGAGGUCCAGCGCGACCCCCGCGCCGGCUCCGAGCCCACCGCGGAGGAAGCGCAGGUCGACCCGCGGAAAUACUCGCAGAGCAGCUCGGAGAGGUUCUUGGAGCUGUCCCACUCCUCCAUGGACCGAGUCUUUGACGCCGACUGCGGGAAAUCGUGUGAUUACAAAGUGGGAUCACCCUCCUACUUGGACAAAUUGCUGUGGAGGGACAGCAAGCCCCACCACUACUCAGAGCCCAAGCUAAUCUUGGAUUUAUCCCACUGGAAAAGGGCCACCAUCGCCCCUCCCGCUGAGCUGUCGCUGGAGGAGGAGCCAUCCAACCUCUUUCUGGAGAUUGCCCAGUGGGUGAAGAGCACGCAGGUGGGGCUGGAGUGCCCCGGCUCUCUCCCGGAGAUGCAGGAGCGCAGCCUGCCCUCCUCUCCUCACCGCCUCCACCAGGAGCCCGCCCAGGUGAGCAGCGAGACCGACCCCGAGUUUGACUUGGACGUCUUCAUCUCCAGGGCGCUGAAACUUUGCACAAAACCCGAGGAUCUUCCAGACAACAAGCUCAACGAGAUCAACGGGGCCUGCAUCUCCGAGCACCCCGGGGACAUGGUGCAGGCAGAGGCGUUCCAGAAGGAGCGGUGGUGAGGAACCCGCGCCCCGCAGCCCUGCCGCUCCUCCCUCUUCCUCUGGGGUGGUGCGGCCGCUGCCCGGGGCCGAGCGGCUUCCCAGUGCCACCGAGCAUCCCCUUCUCACGCUGUACCAAAUGCCUUUCUCAGGAAAGGCCAGCACAAACCGCACGCCCCUUUUGAUGCCUUAGAAGUGCUUCUAAGGGGAUCGAGAGGUGCGAGUGGAAUACCGAGUUUCUUACACUGCCUUAACAACCUUGCCUUGUGAUCUCUGGGACCUGUUUGAAACUUAAAAUGUACGAGGGGAAAAAUGACUGUACAUGGUAGGUUUGCAAACAGCAGUCGAAUCGGCUUCCUUUCCUUUUCUAUAGCAACUUGAAACGACAAGGACAAAAUUAGCAUUUUCAGUACGGUCAGACACCCUCCUGGUUGGACAGGCUCCCAAAACGCCGAGUUUUGAGCCCCUCUGAGGCGCCUGUGUGAGCACAGGUGUGGAACGAAGUGAUGCCAGCCACCAGCCAGCAGAGAACGGAACCAGAGGCAGAGUUCGGCCAUCAGACAGAAAAACAACCCUCUGAGAAUGUUAAUGGGGAAGAAAUUUGACCUACAGUGUGCCGUUGGGGAUUUGUUUUAUUUUUUUCUGAAGACAAGACAAAAUUUUUGCUAAGUGCAUUUUGCUGGUUCGUGGUUUCUCACGCCAAAAUCUUCCCUUCUGUUGCACGGGGUGCAGCAGGGGAUGCACGGGGAUCUGAGCUUUCCGAGCACUUAGGAGGGCCCACGUGAUGCGUGUCAGUGUGACAGCCUGGUGCUGCGAGUCCUGCCCCGGACAGGCGAGGAGGAGGACGGGCGCUGAGAGCGGGGAGCGGUGUGUCCCGCGCCGCGAUGCUGCCCGGCACCGCCCGCCACACGGACUCAGCCAGGGCACCGCUGCUGGAAAAGGGAACCAAACUGCUCCUGGUUUCCCUUCUGACAAAGAUCUCGUGGAGAGAACAACAGUUCCCGUGGCACUAGGUUCAAAACUGGCCGCUUUGCUCCCAGCUCCCGCGGAGGACGCUGGUGUCAGCGGGAAACUGCAUGUAAAUAGACGAAGACGCAACUGAUCUACUGUAACUUCUGUUUCCAGCCACACUUCUGAGCACCUUAAUAAUCAACCGGCUAACGAGAGUUUGUAUAUGGAAGAAAUGUUCUAUACUUAUAUUCAAUGCAACUCGGCAGCUUUUUAACGGGAGGUCUGUAAAUAGUGCCAUACGAGACAGUCUCUGCUUUCCUCGCCAUCCUGCCGCGCGCCGUCCGGCACAGCGGCGCCGCUUGCAUUUGUAAAAGAGAAACUGCUGUAUUUAGUGCUGCAAGGCCCACAUUCAACUACUGCCAUAUGAAUUAUUUCCACCCUUUUAACAAGCUAAAUGCUCUGAGAUGUGAAGAGGACUCGCGUGAGGCUCACAUAACUAACAGCGGAGUUUGCUGUGCUAGGCCUGGUUUCUGUUCUUGCUGGGACCUGGGAGCAGGCCUCGACAAGCCCAAAAACGCGUUCUUACUGUGAAGAUCUCACACCAGGGUGAUGGAAACGCCACUGCUCCAGCUGAAGAGCGGCGCUGGCGUGAGGCUGCGCGGGUGGGACAGCGUGCAAGUCCAGGUGCAGGGGUGGAGAAGGCGUUUGGAAGGCCAAGCUGACGAAGAAGGCCUCGGAAGGGCAAAGCCAUUUGUCUCCUUUGCUUUGAGCGUUUGGACGUCCCCCAGAGCUGUUUAGAAAGGGGAAAUGAGAUGGAAGCGGAGGUUUGGUUCCUGGCGUGUUGCAGAUGAUUGAUAUACCUCAGCGAAAGCUCAGCACUUUGACUGGUGGCGGGAAAGGAGCCGGCCCUGCGCCUGCUGGAGCAGAUCCAGCCGGCCCGCGGCUCAGUGUCCCGCUCAGCCUCG